AUGCACCAUCAAACAAAAGAUACUAAUUAUAAAGAAAACUCCACUAAAGAUAGGAAAAUAUCAUUACCAGAAAAAGCAAAUUUAAAAAAGAAAAAGGGAAAAAGGCGCAGUAAAGUUUCUCAAGAAUUAAUAAACAACAUAGGAAAACACGAAAAAUUGGUCAUCAGACUUGUAAAGUUGGACAUCUCUGCAUUUAAUUCAAAUUCCCCAACCCCAAAGAACAACGAAGUAGUAAUCAAUAAGCAUUCCAAGCCUACUAAGAAAGUUUGCAAAUCCGACAUUCAAAAGCAUAAUUUGCUCAACGUUAAUAAAACAGAAAGUAGGAAGAUCGAGGAAAUGUUAUUGAAGAAACAUCAGUCAGUGAAACAAAAAAGGGUUGUUUGUCUUGAUGAUGACUCUUUCAAACCAUAUGUUUAUCAGAAAACUAAUAAACCAGUCUUUGAAACCUAUAAAGUUGUACUAAAUGACAAAAAGGAAAAAAUAUUGUGUUGUCUUCUAUGCCCCUUCACUGCCGAAACUUUUCAUUCAAUUUCAAUGCAUUACAAGUUCAAACAUCGUGAAACACCAAUAGAAGAAAUGCAUUUUUGCGAUGUCAAAGAUUGUAAAUUUACAUCUGUGCAUAAGGGUAUGUUCAAAUGGCACAUGCGUCGUCAUGCUUUAUUAUCUGAUGAUAAACCUCUUAUUGAACAAUAUACCUGUGAACAUUGCAGUAAAGUUUUCAAUCAGCGUAAAGGGUAUUUAUUACAUUUGAAGCAUAAGCACAAAGAACCGCUUUUAGCAGCAUCAGAGCAAACUGUUUUUCCCUGUUCGACUUGCAAAUUCAAAACAAAUAUUCAAAGGAACUUGCAAAUGCAUAUUUACAGGUGUCAUGUUCCGGAUAGCCAAAGAACAAGCUUUACUUGUAAUGUUUGUGGUUUUGAAACUUAUUAUAAAGUCAGCUUAAAGAAGCACCUAAACCAAGUCCACAUGAGCUCUAAGUCGCAGUCGUGA
This is a messenger RNA of Ceutorhynchus assimilis (cabbage seed weevil), 990 nucleotides long. Lineage: Eukaryota; Metazoa; Arthropoda; Insecta; Coleoptera; Curculionidae. The record is from the annotation of a GenBank genome assembly.